AUGGAUGGGAGAAGAUUAUUGGUGGUUUGGAUGAUGUGUUCUUGGUCGAGGUUUGGUGGAAAUUCCAAAGUUGGUACUUUUAGAUCCGGGUUUUUGUGGGUUUGGGUUUUUGCAACGGAUUUUGGAAUGUAUUUUCUGAGAGAUUUUGUCAUUUGGGUCUCGAAGAUUCACUCGAGGAAAGCUAAAUUUCUUGUAGAAACCAUAAUCUUGGUGGUGUUUUUAGAUUUAUGGGGGUUAGUUUUGAGUCUUGGCUCAAUGUCAUCCAUUGCGAUUUCAUAUGGUGAGUAUGGUCCUGUUUUCUGUGGCCUGAAAUCAGAUGGUUCACAUCUUGUGACCUGCUAUGGAUCGAACUUAGCUGUAAUAUAUGCCACUCCAGCUCAUUUCCCUUUUACUGGAUUAACUGCCGGUAAUGGAUUUGUAUGUGGACUUUUAAUGGAUUCAAACCAACCUUAUUGUUGGGGAAGUAGUGGUUUUAUUCAAAUGGGUGUUCCUCAACCUAUAGUUAAUGGAUCUGAAUACUUGGAAAUUAGUGCAGGCGAUCACCAUUUAUGCGGUUUGAGAAAACCCUUGAUGGGAAAGCACAGAAACACUUCUCUUGUUGAUUGUUGGGGUUACAACAUGACUAAAAACUAUGUGUUUGAUGGGCAGAUUCAGUCCAUCUCAGCUGGUUCGGAGUUUAACUGUGGAUUGUUUUUCCAAAAUAGUAGCGUUUUCUGUUGGGGUGACGAGACUAGUAGCCGAGUAAUUAGUCUAAUUCCUAAGGACAUGAGGUUUCAGAAGAUUGCAGCUGGGGGUUUUCAUGUCUGUGGGAUUCUAGAGGGGGUGAAUUCAAGAGCUUUUUGUUGGGGAAGGAGCUUGGACCUUGAAGAAGAAAUUUCUGUGGCACAUUUGGGUCAAGUCAAUGUGGACUCAGCUCCAAGUGAUCCGAUGCUUUUGGUAGUGGGAGGACGGUUCCAUGCUUGUGGAAUCAAGAGCUAUGAUCGUGGGGUGGUUUGUUGGGGUUAUACCAUUCAGAGAAGUACCCCACCCCCUAGUGGCAUUAGGCUUUAUGAGAUUGCAGCAGGGGACUAUUUCAGUUGUGGAGUUCUUGCUGAGACAUCUCUCCUACCGGUUUGUUGGGGUGUCGGUUUUCCAUCCUCCCUACCAUUAGCUGUUUCUCCAGGACUUUGCAAGCCUAAUUCCUGUGUGCCAGGUUUCUAUGAAUUCAACAAUGGAAGUAAACCAUGCAAGUCUCCAAACUCUCGCAUUUGCUUGCCAUGCACCAGUGGUUGUCCUGCUGAAAUGUACCAAAAUGUUGAAUGCACUUCAAUGUCUGAUAGACAGUGUGCAUACAACUGUUCAAGUUGCACCGUGGCUGAUUGUUUCUCUUAUUGUUCUCAUUCCAAUGCCUCUGCUGGAAAUAAGGGUGGAAGAUUUUGGUCACUUCAGUUGCCCGUCAUUGUUGCAGAGAUUGCCUUUGCCGUGUUCUUGGUGAGUGUUGUAUCUUUGACUGCUAUUCUAUAUGUUCACUACAAGUUAAGGAACUGCAGGUGCUCUGCAAAAGGCUUGAAAUCCAAGAAAAGUGGUUCUUUUCAAAAGGAUAGUGGUAAAAUUCGCCCUGAUUUGGAUGAGAUUAAAAUCAGGAGAGCUCAGAUGUUUACUUAUGAGGAGCUUGAGGGAGCCACUUGUGGGUUUAAAGAGGAAUCUCAAGUAGGUAAGGGAAGUUUUUCUUGCGUCUUUAGAGGGGUCUUGAGGGAUGGAACAGUUGUGGCUGUUAAAAGAGCUAUAAUGUCUACAGACAUGAAGAAGCAUUCGAAAGAAUUUCACACAGAGCUAGAUCUACUAUCGAGGUUGAACCAUGCCCAUUUGCUCAAUCUCCUUGGCUAUUGUGAAGAAGGAGGAGAAAGGCUUCUGGUUUACGAGUUCAUGGCUAAUGGCUCCUUGCACCAACACCUCCAUGGGAAUAAUCAAGCCUUAAAGGAGCAAUUAGAUUGGGUAAAAAGGGUUACCAUCACAGUUCAAGCAGCUCGGGGGAUUGAAUACUUGCAUGGAUAUGCUUGCCCACCUGUGAUUCACCGAGACAUUAAGUCAUCAAACAUUCUUAUCGAUGAAGAACACAAUGCCCGUGUAGCUGAUUUUGGUCUAUCUUUGUUGGGACCUGCCAAUAGUAGCUCUCCACUAGCAGAACUGCCAGCCGGGACUCUUGGUUAUCUUGACCCUGAGUACUAUAGACUUCACUACCUUACAACCAAAUCUGAUGUCUAUAGCUUUGGUGUUUUACUUUUAGAAAUUCUCAGUGGUCGGAAAGCCAUUGAUAUGCAAUAUGAAGAAGGGAAUAUAGUUGAAUGGGCAGUUCCUUUGAUCAAGGCUGGUGAUAUACAAGUGAUUUUGGAUCCUGUUCUGAAACCCCCAUCUGAUCUUGAUGCUCUGAGAAAAAUUGCGAAUGUGGCUAGUAAAUGUGUAAGAAUGAGAGGGAAAGAGAGGCCAUCAAUGGACAAAGUCACAACAGCUUUGGAGCGAGCACUUGCACUACUGAUGGGCAGCCCAAGUAGCGAGCAACCUAUUUUGCCAACUGAGGUGGUUUUGGGAAGCAGCAGAAUGCACAAAAAGUCAUCUCAAAGAUCUUCAAACCGGUCAGCCUCAGAAACUGAGGUGGUGGGCGAUUCUGAGGAUCAAAGGAUCGAAUUCAGAGCACCUUCAUGGAUCACUUUUCCAAGUGUUGCUUCUUCUCAAAGGCGGAAGUCCUCAGUUUCGGAUGCAGAUGUUGAUGGAAAGAACUCAGAAGCCAGAAAUUUGGGAAAUGCAGGAAACGUUGGGGAUGGUUUGAGAAGUUUGGAAGAAGAGAUUGGGCCUGCUUCUCCACAAGAACACUUGUUCUUGCAGCACAACUUCUGAUAACAAAGCAGCAAGACAAGUUUAACAUAUUUCUUAAUUCAUUUUGGUGGGCACUUGAUUUCUCGAUGGAGGGAAUGUAUAAAGAAGAAUGGAAGUAGUUUUCUUAAUUACUACUAUUUUCACCAUCACUUCUACCAUCACUGCAGGAAAUGUUUCAAU
Messenger RNA from Ilex paraguariensis (yerba mate), 3033 nucleotides. Lineage: Eukaryota; Viridiplantae; Streptophyta; Magnoliopsida; Aquifoliales; Aquifoliaceae. The record is from the annotation of a GenBank genome assembly.